CGACUCGACUUGAAUCCGUCAUCGAUCAACACCUCCACCGUCAACCUCGUUUACCUCGACAUCCUCCUCCACCAUCGCGGCCAGCAUCAAAUCUUCAUCAUUGGAGAUAAAAGCUCCAGCAUGGCCUGCCUCUGAGUUCUGAUGCUCUGAUGCUCUGACACCGUGUUCCAUCUCUUGACGGCGUCCACGGUCGCACCUACCCCAACGCGCGAUCUGCCUUCCACCACAAUGUCCUUUCGAAAGAAGCCCUGAAGCCAUCUUCAUCAUGCAACAAAACCACCAUCCAUACGGGCAACACCAGUUGCCCAUGCAGCCUCCUCCGCCUGGUCGCCGCCAUGAUCCUCAGUACCAGAAUAUGAACUCCCCCAUGAGGCCACACCCUAUGUAUCAACCACAGUUCUACCCUCAACACAUGGCCCCGUACACCCAUUAUCAACCUCACUACCAACCUCAGCCUUGGUACCCUCCAUACCAGCAGCAGCAACAUCCCAUCCAUCCUAUGCAUACACAACGCCCUCCUUAUUAUCCUCAACACCCUGUUCCCCCUCAACCAUAUCCCCCCCACCACCAGGGCCCACUCAUUGUCAACUCGCAACAAGCUCAUCAACCUCAUCCGUCACCUCAACCCUCACAUCUCUCUCGUCCCACGUCACAUCAACAGCCGCUGCCACCGCCACGAAACGUCCCUGCUCCAAAUUCAUCAAUGGGCCAAGCUCCUCCCUCUCCCCCAUUGAGUACUGCGAGCACAAUCAAUACUAGAAAGGAGUCGGCGUCUCCCGUGGUGUCCAUCUCUCCCUCGCCUCAACAGUCACCAAUUCCCCUGGUGGAGAGCCCUCGUGAGCCAUUCCAACCACCGAUCCCCUGGCUAUCUGUCGAGAACGAACCCUUCCCCCCUCGAGCAGCUAAAUGCAGAAGACGUGUUCCGCGCUCUUUGCUUGCCUCUCAGCCUGUCGUAUAUCCUCUUCCAGAAUCACCGUCCAUCGACGACGCAGACGAAAGCAAUAUAGAUCAGCAGUCAGAUCAGCAGUCCGAUCAACAAGACGCACUCCCCCAAGACACACAUCUCAGCGAUACGUCUGGCCAAGAUAUCUACGCCAUCGAGGCGUCUACACCAUUCCCUUCAGAUGCUCCUUCCGACACCGUCUCGACUCAGCCGACGACCCCUUUGUCCGCUGUUCCAACAUCCACAGCCAAAGCUCAACAGACUCCAACUCAGCCAAAGGCGCGUCCUGCCGGUCCGGUCAUCCCCGCUGUUCCCAUUCUCCCUUCGAGCCCAACGGCCACACGAAAGCCCCACCGUGAUUCCGUGGUUUCUGAUUCUUCCAGACUGUCAGAAGGAGCCACGGCCACAGACGGUCACCCAGCCAUUACUACUGCUGGCUCCGCUUCUGAACUUGUGAGCGAGCCUCUUUCAGCACCCGUUCCUGUUGCCCCCAAAUCCUGGGCCAACCUCUUCAGAGCCAACGAGACUUCUUCCUCUUCAGCCACUGGGGCUCCUUCGAGUCUGACCGCCGACAAUCUUGGCCUGGGAAAAUCAGAAUCUCUUUCCGAUGUUCUCAACGAUGUCAACACAAGCACCACCGAAGUCCCUAGCAAGCUUUCUUUCCUGAAGCCUCGAGGGCUGGUCAACACUGGCAACAUGUGCUAUAUGAACUCGGUGUUGCAAGCCCUCGUCUUCUCCAUCCCUUUUUACGAUUUUCUCACCAAAGUCGCUCAACGUGCCGCCCACACCUUCAAAAGCGACACGCCUCUGGUGGAUGCCAUCAUCCUUUUUGUUCAAGAGUACCCCGUCAUUGCGUCCGCCAAAACCGUAGAGCAGCUGCGUCUAAGACUAAAGCCGGAAGACUUUGAAAAAUAUGGUGAUUCUUUUAUCCCAGAAUACGUCUACUCCGCAAUCAAGGACCUCCCCAGGUUUAGAGAAAUGCGCCGAGGUCAUCAACAAGACGCCCAAGAGUUUCUAGGCUUUCUACUAGAAGAAUUGCACGAAGAGUGUGCGCGUGCCAUGAAAGCCACCACAUUGUCGUCCACCGAACGCUCGACCCCCGCCGGAAGUGUCUCCAACUAUUCUGAAAAUGUCGACAAUGAGACCGGUUGGAUGGAGGUUGGCCAUAAGCAGAAGCCGGCCGUCACUCGGUCAUCAGGUGGUAUCGUCACCGAGUCCCCAGUGACCAGUAUCUUUGGUGGCAAGCUCCGGUCGGAGCUCAAGGUGUCUGGCAACAAAUUGUCGGUAACCUUGGAACCAUACUCACCCCUUCAACUUGAUAUCGGCGCCCCGUCGGUUCAUAACAUCGUCGACGCCCUCAAAGGACUGACUCGCCCGGAGAGUAUGCAGGGCGACUUUUCUACCUCAAGAGGACAGAAGACCACCGCCACCAAACAGGUCUUUAUCGAGACUCUUCCUCCCGUUUUGAUUCUCCAUCUCAAACGCUUCCACUACGACACUACAACCAAACGUGCGGAGAAAAUAUGGAAGAAGGUGGGUUACCCGCUGGAGCUGGAGCUUCCUAGGGAAGUCUUCCCUCUAAAGACGCGGAACAAAUAUGCCGCUCAUGGAGGCCUUCCAAAAUACCGGCUCACUGCCGUCAUUUACCACCACGGCAAGAAUGCCAACGGAGGUCACUAUACCGUUGAUAUCCGCCGACAAGACGACCGUGAAUGGAUCCGCAUUGACGAUACAUUGAUCCGACGAAUUCGUAGCGACGAUGUGGCCGAAGGAGGUAGCGAAGAGGAUCCCAAGGUCCUAGCAGCUGCUCUGGAACGACAUAAUGCUACCGGUAAUCGGUUCGAACAGAUCGACAAUGAUGGUGAAGAGGAGGAAGGGACGGAGAGAGUCUGGAGCCAGGUCAAUGGACAUUCACGAUCCAAGUCGACAAUGAGCGCCAUCGUCAAUGGGUCGUCGACUCCAGCCAAGGACUCAUCGGGCAAACAAACCCCAAACCCCAAGUACUCGAUCAAGGACAACAAGGUCGCAUAUUUGUUAUUCUACCAGAGGAUUACGGCAUGAUGGCCAGAACCGUCCUUUGUUUGCCACCGCCACCGAUUGAUGACCUUGUCCAACCUCUGUCGAUAGCGUGGACACACACUCGUCUUACCAGAAUUGACACGAUUGGACGCCGUCAACUCGCCGACAGAUCCUGUUGUCUGAUUUACGACCCAUACCAAGUUUCAGUGACACAAUUCUGUGUAUCUACAAGGGUGAACGUUUUAUUAUAACGAAAGAUCCAAUAAGUCGAGCAAGCAUCACAGUUUGUGUCAUGACUGGAGAAAAAUGCAUAGCGGGUGGUGAGCCAACGGCCGAGACGAAUUAGGAUUCAAUUUAAUUUCUACAAUGAUAAAAAUUUCUACAAAGUAA
Molecule: messenger RNA, 3352 nt
Organism: Exophiala mesophila
Lineage: Eukaryota; Fungi; Ascomycota; Eurotiomycetes; Chaetothyriales; Herpotrichiellaceae
Exons: 3
Coding region: 266-3004 (912 amino acids)
Biological process (GO): protein deubiquitination
Cellular component (GO): nucleus; cytosol
Molecular function (GO): cysteine-type endopeptidase activity; cysteine-type deubiquitinase activity
Source: RefSeq, a predicted model, not a curated record